This is a messenger RNA of Ictalurus punctatus (channel catfish), 7109 nucleotides long. Its product is annotated as monocyte to macrophage differentiation factor 2. NCBI's taxonomy places the organism in Eukaryota, Metazoa, Chordata, Actinopteri, Siluriformes, Ictaluridae. Gene Ontology annotation, cellular component: membrane. Gene Ontology annotation, molecular function: pore-forming activity. Bases 521 to 1228 code for a protein of 235 amino acids. The transcript has 7 exons. The record is from RefSeq and is a predicted model, not a curated record.
UGACUCUUAUGCUUAAGUAAUGUUUAGCUAACGUUCUUCACACAAACGACUAUUCACGGCACACACCCACUCGCACCCUUAAGUUUGAACUAGAAGUAAAAUUUAAAGUGUUUUUCGUGAACAGCAUCUUCCACUUCCCUCCCUGUGGUCGGCUGUGAAACCGCUAGCUGUAAGACUGUGUCUCAAAAUGGCGGCCGUUAGAACACUAGUGCACUACCUAGGCCGCACGCGCCACUUGUUCCUGUACUCUACAGCGCGCUUAGGUGUAAACACCGGAUUGAGACGCGACCCGUGACUUCCGGCUCCUCGUUCACAGGGAGUCGAUUCAUUCAGUAUUUUUUGUUUUUUUUAGACUGAUGCUCAGUGAGCGUCGUCGGGCUCGGAAUAAUUGAAUGUUUCCGGAGACGACUGAUCGAAGCUGGACCGUUUUUCUCCCAACAUCCCGUCUGGAUUAAAUCACACGCUUAUAUAUUUGAGAUACAUAGAUCUAUUUGGAAUCUCCUUGCAAAAUAUUGUUUAAAUGAAUCUUGUAAGAUUUAUGAACAGCCGGGCACCAGCUAAUAAGAGGUAUCAGCCGACAGAAUAUGAGCACGCGGCUAACUGUGCUACACACGCGCUCUGGAUCAUUCCCAGUAUUGUGGGUGGACUUUUGCUGUACUUCCUUUCUGAUGACCAUUGGGAGGAGAUUUCGGCAUGGCUCUACGGCGCCGGCUUGUCGAGCCUUUUUAUAAUUUCCACGGCUUUCCACACUAUCACCUGGAAGAAGAGCCAUAUGCGAUCCAUCGAGCAGUGUUUCCACAUGUGUGACAGGAUGGUGAUCUAUUUCUUCAUUGCCGCGUCCUACACGCCCUGGCUGACUUUACGGGAGCUCGGUCCGUGGGCCGCUCACAUGCGCUGGGUUGUCUGGGUGAUGGCCUCUGGAGGAACUACAUAUGUCUUCUUCUUUCACGAGAGGUAUAAAGUGGUCGAGCUGGUCUGCUACACAGCAAUGGGAGUGUUUCCAGCGAUGGUUAUUCUGUCUAUGGCGGACAGGUCGGGUGUGUGCGAGCUGUUGGUUGGUGGCGGGUGUUACGUGUUGGGGAUGGUGUUCUUUAAAAGUGAUGGAGUGGUGCCCUUUGCGCACGCCAUAUGGCACCUGUUUGUUGCCAUGGGGGCGGGCAUCCAUUACUACGCCAUCUGGAAGUACUUGUACACACCUAGCAAUCAACAGACCAGCACCGCUCGGUGACAAACGCACGCGCACGCACACGUACACUCUCAGUUACCUGGGGAACAAAUUUGAUUGAGGAAGGAAAAAAAAAAAUGUAAUUCCAAAUUGGUUUACUGGCGGGGAAGCACGGCGACACGUACACACUGUCCUUAUAAAUCAGUCAGGGACUAAUCAGUGGUGGCUGUUCAACAAAUUUUAAUCCUAAAGCUUAAAGUCCAUGCAUUUUUAAAUUUCACUGAAAUAAUAAUGAGCUUUUUAGAGUGAGCAACAGUUUAAAAAAAAAAACUGUUGCUAUUUAACAGAUGUAUUUUGGCGCUCCAUUCAGUGCCCUGUUUAGUUCCUUAGAGUUAUAAUUACACCUAGUGGUCAAAAAUGACAACUGCAACAAGCAAUUAAUAGAGGCCCAUUGGGACAGGAAUCACGCUGACCCCCAUGCUUGGGAAAGGAGGAGCAGCAGACUGGACAGGUCUAAUAACAGGGUUGCCAGGGUUGCAUUUAUUUAUUUAUUUGUUUGUUUAUUCGAAUUUGGCUAGUUUUGAGAAAAAUCAAUCGAAUCAAUUUCUGCAAACAAAGGCAAAGUGUAGUUAGUUAGCUACAGUUACAGUUAGAUUUAGAUUUAUAUAUUGCUUUUCUAGACACUCAAAGUGCUUAACAUAGUAUGGGUGUUAACCACUACUAGUGUGUAGCGUCCACCUGGAUGAGGUGACGGCAGCCAUAGUGCUCCAGAACGCCCUCCACACACCAGCUAUUAGUGGAGAGGAGAGAGUGAUGGAAAGGCAAAGUGUAAGUGCAGACAUUGUGUCUAUGAUGAACAGAAUAAUUUUUUUUGUAAGCCAUAUUGUAAAGAGGGAAAGUGGGAUUAUGGCGUCCAUAUGUCGGUAAUUAGUUUUUUUUCCUCUGGAAAUUCUGCUGAAAUAUGGCAACCUUGGUUUAACGCUAUUAGCUCUUCUGUAUGUGUCUCGCUGAUGACGAGAAACACACCUGCUGCAUGGAAGACAGUUGAACAAAGGUACUGUAUGUCUAAUAACGCUCGAGGGUGAGUCGACACUCAACUUCCUGUUACAGGAUUAAAAAUUCACUAAAUAGUAGGCACAAGCGGCAUAGCCUCUCAACUUCGUUGUUGUUUGAGGCUGUCAUUAUUAACAAAAUCUGUGAUCUGGGGAUGAGCUGCAGCUCUGCUGGGAUUAAUAUACAUGACAUAAAAUGUUGUUGGCACGCCCUUGCUGACUUCCACUUGACUGGAACGUACUCAGGGGAACCAUGAUGGGCUAGGCUGUAGAUUUCAGGAGCAGAACCGGCCCAGACCAUCAAGAUUAAGGUAUUAAGAUAUAAAUAAUCGAAUUUCCGUUUCAGUACAAGGUUGAUCUUUUUUAUUAAUUAAGGGUGUGACACGAUGACAUCUGACAUCUGUUUAGUCCUCCAAAUAGCAAUAACCGAAUCCGUAUUCAGAUGUAUCAACUAUAUUCAGCCCGUCUUACAGAAUUUCACAGACCUCUGACUUUUUUUUUUUUAAACCAAAGAAAUCACCCCCUGAACUUGGAAAGCUGGGAAGGUGCCGUCAAACCAUCACGCCAGCAUGGCUCUCACCGUCAACAGUAAAUAAAAAUCACUACGUGAAAUGAGCUCGUAGCAGUAUUUACUUUAGCGCCGUCGACCCAGACAGAAUAGAUGGUUGAGUCUGUAACGCAAACUGAAAUAGACUCCUGAUCAGUAUUCGCAUGUUUCUAACAAAACACACGGAGGCAGCCGUGUAUUCACCCGACUUUGUAGCUCGAAAAUAGCGUUCAGACUUCGCACCUUCAGUGUAAGUGGGCCUAAAAUGUAAACAGAAACCUCUUAUUCAAUCCCUUAUAUAUUUAAAAUGUAAAGCUCUGUGUAAAAUGGGUGCUAGGAUAGUGAAGAAAAUCCUUCAGGUGUACAUCAGCGUAGUCCAGAUUGUGUGUGUGUGUGUGUGUUUGUGUGUGUGUGGCGGCCUGGGAAAACCCUUCCCAAAACUACAGGCUUUCCUGAAACGAAGUACGCACCACAUGGGCUUUACAUUUCCAUGUUGUUUUUAAAAAUAUAUAAGAUAUAUAUAUUUCUUUAAAGCAAUCGUUGAUGUCAAAGUAUUAGCGCCCUCUUUCAGAUGAUCCAACGCUUAGUAUAUGAUACGAUACGACAAGUAGCGAAUCAAAUCGAUCAGGUCUGAUCCAGGAUGGUUCAGUUCACCACGAGAAGACGUUACGGUUAGAUGACGAGCUGCUCGUUAGAAUGUAAAUGAGAAAAGGAACUAACGAACGUGAACUAAGAGUGAUUUUAGUUUAUAUUCGAACCAAAUCUUGGCUUGUAAAUACUGUACAUCUGUGGAAAAGUCGAGUUGUUUUUUUUUUUUUUUUUCCCAGACCGCCGUACAAAUAUUAAACACGCCGUGCGAGCGCAAAUUAGAGAAUUACAACCGUACAAUGUUAUACAGUGUAUAAUUUUUUUUUUUAACUCCAACCGAGAUAUGACGAUACUUGAAAUAUGUAUUCGCUCUUCCUGCCGCUGCUGAAACGCAGAAAAAAGCGAGGGAUUUCUCUUACGUAUUAGCGUUUAAUCCGUAGCUGUUUUUUUUUUUCUGUUUAUACACAGUAACAGCCGGACAAUUGUAUUUAUAAUAUCACUCGUCUGGGUGCGUUCUCAUGUUGAGUUUGUGUGAAAUGCCAAAAGUGCUUCGAGCUUCAGUCACUUCAGAGUCUCCUACUUCUGUGCCCUUUUUUUGGUUUUCCGAUAAAAAUCCGACUCUCUUGAUGUUUCCGUUUGUCCCAUUUAGCCGCUAGUGUUAAGUAAUAAGGGUCACAGUUCCUCAGGACCCACUGUUACUUCUAACAAUCAGCUGGACCCACAGGAAGUCCACAUUUCGAUUUCGUUUGGCCGACAUGGCCAAAACUUCGUUCUCAGGGUUAACACACUGCCACCACCAUCUCUCCGAAACAUUCCACUCACUGCUGUGCAGGAAAAAAUAAAUAAUAAAUAAAUCACAUUCAAAUACAGAUAGAAUAAAAUAAAUAAAUAAAUGAAUGCUAAUAGAUCAACUAUGUAUGUUACUUAACGGCUUCAUUAUUUCUUCUUAUUAUUAUUAUCUGUAAUAUUUCAAGUGAAUCUGUAGUGAAUGUAUUAGUGCAUAGUCGUAUAGAAAUAUCACGUUGAUGAGAUUUUAUUCAUACGAACCCUUCGAUGCACAACUCCAAUCUAUUUGCAGCUGACGUCGUCAGUGUGCCGAUCGGUUUAAUUUAUGAACACGAAAAAAUAAUAGUGGGUUAUAUCUCAGAAAGGUUUCGUUAAGGUUCAAAGGAAACACACAGGAAAAUAUUUAGUACCAAUGAAUGCACCAGGGCUAAAUUCAAGCUCCGGAAUCUUUCGCUUUAUAGAUUAGGCUUGUGCAAUAUUCAUUAUUUUGUUUCUUUCUUUCUUUUCCUGAUUUUAAAAAUCGCAAUAUGGGAUUUUAAUGAUCCAGAGCGAGCGUUUCUACAGGUUCAGGUGCAGUCGGGAACCGCUUGAUGGCAGCGCCAAUCACAAAAGCGUCGGACGGUGGAAUGUGAGUUGAUUCUGCUGUAAUGCGCAGUAAACAGUGCAUUUUCUCAUAUAAUCUUUUUUUUUUUUUUUUUACAACGUCCACACGGUUGACAUUUUCUCUGUUGAUCUGCUGUUUGAGUAAAUGUAUAGGUCGUAUUUCAUAUUCAUUGACUCGAAGCGUUCUUUGAGGACGGAAGGGGCGGGGCUUCUUUGCACGUUAACACUUUACACAAAUCAUUCCAGGGUUAAAUAUCGAUCAGCUCCUGUCAAGUUUUAUCGCGGAGACCGCUCUUUCGGGGGAUUUUUCAAGUAAUAACUCGUACUAGUGUACGUCGAAUUGUGGCAUGAUGCAAAAAACGCGUAAACGUAGGCGGGACUGAUAAUGUGAUAUAACAUAAUAUGAUCUGUCGGAGUAUCCGGGCAUCGUGGCAGUGUAAAAUCGUGUAGGGACGAUUUAAUCGUUCAAUUGCACAAGCCUAAUAUACGCAUGUAAUAUAAUCUCUCUGGAGUUUCUCUCUUUUUCUCAAACAUUUAGCUUUGGAAAUGAAAAACGCACUUAAAAGAUGCUGAAAAUCGAACGAAAUAAUAGAAGAAGAUAUGAAAACGACUGUGGACUUUGAUACUAUGACGCUAGAGCAGAACAGAAGAGUAAAGUGUAUUAUUACUAAAGUAUUGCUGCCAAAUCACCAGUCAAAGGCGUAAACAUAGACGUUUACCCGUAACGUAAACGUAAAUGUAGUGUUACUCGUAGUGUUUCCACCGCCGUUGCCUAAAUGUUGAUCCUGCUCAAAUUUUGCAGAUUUGUACAACAGUGACCCUUUAUAUGAAUGUUCAUCGCUUGCUUGAUCAUAUGAACUUUUAUUCGUAUGAAACUCAGCACUCACGCUCGUCGACGUUCUCGCUUUCUCAACGGAUUUCACGUCAAUCACGAUGACGUCAUCGUGUUGUUGUUUUUUUUUCAUUUCUACCGCUUAGAGGGUAUUGGAGAAACUGUUCAUUUCUACAUUUCCGUAUACUUCUGUUAGCGCUGGCGUAUAAAUCCGACGUUUAUUAAAAAAAUAAGCGACGCGAUUAUUAACGCGUCGGACUUCUGCGUGGCUCGACGCUGUGUGUAGUUUGCUUUACUUUUACCAAUGUUUACGUACGUACGCUGGAGUUACUGCCUGGGUUCUUAUGUAUAUAUAAAAUAUAUAUAUAUAUAUGUAUAUAUAGCUCUAUAAAUACAUAAAAAUCUCAAAGUUUUAUCUAAAUACACACCCUGACCUCACGAUUUUUUGUCUUUUGGAAGAACUGGAGAUUAUUUUACCCCGUAUCAGCAUCAGUAUCGGACCGAUACCAGGGAAAACGCGUAAGAUAUCGGAUCCUGUAACAAAAAGGCAAAUAGAUUGGAAAAGAAAUGUAUUUUCCAAGCUGAAAAUGUUUACAUAUAAACAGACGACUGGUUUUCUUUUGUUAGGAUUGAACUGAUUAUGUUCGUGCUGUGUGUAUGUCUGUUUAUUAUAUUUACAAUGUUUUGUGAAUACUGCAAGGUUUCAGUCGCCAGUACUGGAAAAGAAAAGAAAAAAAAGUGGUAUUGUGCCAUCUUGUAUUUAUUUAUGUAUGUAUUUAUUUAUUUAUUUAUUUAUUUAUUUAUUUGCUUAUCAAUAAUUGUUAUUUUGUGUCAUUUUUAAAAUUUUAUUUCAUAUUUUAAUAUCUAACUUGUUUUUUAAUCAACAUUUUAUGUUGGUUUUAGUGUGUCCACGUGUCCACUUUAAGACGAAAUGAAACAGGGGCAAAUUUCUCAAAACUUACAAACAACAGCUCUCACUGCCACAUGCAUUAAAACUCCCUAAAACAUUUUUUUUUAAAGUUUAUUUAUUUAUUUUUUAAAUUGGGCGUAUUGCAAAUUCAGUACAUAUAGGCUAGAAUAAAGACAGUGGAUAAAUCCACAUAUUGAACAUGCCUUAUCGAUGUUUAUGAAUAUUAAACUCAGUCCUACUGUAAUUCAGGCCUGAACUGAUCUUUUUUUUUUAUCUAGAUUUUAGUCUUUGAAUUUGUGGAUUAAACUUGGAUUUGUGUCUAAACCUCUCGCAGAGCUCAUUGUAAAUAUCAUUUGUGCCUUUUCCAGUUUCAGCUCCUUUCAGAGCAAUUGUUUUUUUUUUGUUUGUUUGUUUGUUUUUGGGGUUUUCUUUUUUUUUUUUUUUUUGUUCUAAGCUUUGUAAAGCCAAAACUGCACAUUAUAACGAUGAUGUACUUUCCGAUGCGAUUUGUGAUUGUCACUUUGCUGCAGUGUUUGUAUUAUUACUAUUUAUGUAUCUCAGUGUGUGCAUUUUAUAAAUCUCGUCAUUUAACAAAAAAAAAAAAAAGCAUUUCAUGAUGAAAACCG